AUGGCUAACAUGAUCAAAAAGAUAGUCCCGAGUUUGAACACUUCUGUUGGUGUUAGUGCUAAUGCUGGCUUGCAGUUGCAGACAUCAACUUCUGUUGGUGUCACUGCUAAUAUUGCUGGUUCGCAGUUGCAGGCAUCAGUAGAUUUUGGUACGCUGAACCCAUUCAGCGUGGCUGAUGAUGUCAUCUCACAAAACAUUAUUGGGAUCCAUGAUUCCCAGGCUGUUAGGCACGACGUCGAUUCUCUUUACAAUGUCGUCACGAACAUUGUUCAGAGCUCCACUCAUAUUGAUGGCUCCCUCGAUCUCAAGCGUGCUAAAUCUGUUGAACUCGUGGAAGACAAGGUUCCUCAGUCUGGUUUCAUGCCAGCUUACAGUACGCUGAAAGAAAUUGCUUGUCAGAUGACAUGCAAGCCAUUCAAUACAUCGAAUGCACACGUGUCUGUAGUGGGGAUACUUGAAAAGCUUAGGAGUUAUACAUGGGAUGCUAAAGCAGUGAUAGCUUUGGCGGCAUUUGCUUUGGACUACGGUGAAACAUGGCGCCUUUCACUGAUGAAAGCAGCUAGCAAGGAAAAUGCAUUGGAGCUUCAUGUGUUCAAGCUUGGUGAGUUUGAUAAACCCAAUCAGCCAAAUGCUGACCUUAUCAGCACUCUGGUUGAUCGCACUUUGCAACUCAUUGAGGGUAUCAUUAAGUUGGAAAAGCUCAUUUCUAUCAACGCUUACGGCGCAAAGGAUGUUCCUGCUUUGUAUAAAGCUCCUCGAGAUCUUUACACCUAUUGGGCAAUCUUAUCCCUUCUAGCUUGUGCUAAUCAGAUGACUGAUCUGGACUGGGACAUCAAAUCUGAAGUGGUUGGGAGGCUCAAAAUUGUUCUGACACAAUUGAAUACUGAUCUGGAAAAAAUCAAAAUCCAAACAGAAAGUCUUAAUGAUUUGACAUGGCGUUUUACUGUCUUCCAAACUAAUUCAGGAAUUUUGGAGCUUCUAAAAGCUCUGAUCUUCCCUAGAGAUAUUAAGCAACUCGAAAUCUUCGAUAAUACUGCUCAAGAGUUGGUUAACCACGAAGUGCUGAAGACAAAGAACCUACUAUUGUUCAUUUCUGGUCUUGACAACAUUGAAGAUGAGAUUUGGGCUCUAAAGUCAAUUCACGACUCAUUGACCAAAGACAAAGACAAACAGGAUUACAAGAUAUUGUGGAUUCCGGUUGUGGAAAAAUGGAACAACGAUGAGAAGAGUGAGUUUGAGAAGUUGAAAUCUCUGAUGCCAUGGUACGUUGUGCACUACUUUUCACUUAUAAAAGGUUUCAAAGUUCUACAAGAGGAGUGGAACUACCAGGGUAAGCCUAUUGUGGUGGUAACCAAUCCUCGCGGGGAGGUAAUUAACAAAAAUGCAUUGCACAUGAUUUUUGUGUGGGGCAUUAAAGCUUUUCCCUUUGGAGUUGGGGACGUUGACAAACUUUCCCAGCACUGGAAUUGGUUUUGGACCGAGGCACAUAAGAUUCAUCCCACUAUUGAACAAUGGGUGACCCAGGAGCAGAAGUAUGUCUUCUUUUAUGGAGGUACGGACAUCAAAUGGACACAAACGUUUGGUUCUCUUGUGGAUGACAUAAGAAAGGAUCCCAUUAUGAAGGAGACAGACACUUAUAUCGAGCAAUUCAACCUGGGAACAGUUGAUAGUAACAUUACAUCCAAGUUCUGGGUGAACAUAACCAACUCGUUUCUGAGCAAGAUUCAAAAGGAUCACUUUGAGGUUGAUCUUGUCCUCAAAGAUAUACAGACUUUGCUGUCUAUGCAAACUGAGAAGGGAUGGGCUCUUUUUAGUAAAGGGGAGAAUGUACUAGUAAUUGGUUACAAUGAGUUGAUGGUCAAAGUGCUAGAGAACUUCAAAAUUUGGAGGACUAAUGUGUUGGAGUUACAAGGCUUUGACAAUGCAUUCAAACACUACUAUGACCAAAUCAGUACAACCCUUCCUCUUCAUUGUGUCCACUUCCAAUUGGAAAAUAUUCGCUCUGGAGUCCCAUUGGGCAUGGGUUGCCCAGCACCAUCCUGUAAUCUGAAAAUGGAGAUAGAAUCUGUGAAUUACAAGUGCUGCCAUGGGAUACAUUAUGACCAUGUCACUGAAAAUGGUGAAGCUCGCACCCUAGAGCUAUGAGUGUUUAUGUUGUGUGUGUUGAGGUAUAUGCUCCAUGGGCAUGAGUGUUUACGUUGCUGUGUACGUGUGUUGAGAGGUACUCUCAUCAAGGCUUGUUUUACCUACUAAAUAAUGUACCUCUGUUUAUGCAUAUUUGGCUUUUUGCUUCAAUAAAAUAAAUGUGGAU
Molecule: messenger RNA, 2311 nt
Organism: Gastrolobium bilobum
Lineage: Eukaryota; Viridiplantae; Streptophyta; Magnoliopsida; Fabales; Fabaceae
Product: protein SIEVE ELEMENT OCCLUSION B-like
Exons: 7
Coding region: 1-2145 (714 amino acids)
Biological process (GO): phloem development
Source: RefSeq, a predicted model, not a curated record